Messenger RNA from Jaminaea rosea, 4710 nucleotides. RefSeq lists its product as hypothetical. Gene Ontology annotation, cellular component: intracellular membrane-bounded organelle. NCBI's taxonomy places the organism in Eukaryota, Fungi, Basidiomycota, Exobasidiomycetes, Microstromatales. The coding region runs from base 90 to 4373 and encodes 1427 amino acids. The record is from RefSeq and is a predicted model, not a curated record. Gene Ontology annotation, molecular function: phosphatidylinositol binding. The transcript is spliced from 2 exons.
GACACGCACAGCCAUUCUUGCUUGUCAUUUCUCAUCUUGCCCUCACACAGAUGUCACGCCGCGAGAUCCCUACAUCUUGAUCGUACACCAUGUCUUCCUCACCCAAGACCGGCGAGGAAGUGGCUGCCUCGCCUCGUCCGACAUCGCCUUCUUCGUCCCCUGACACCUCUUCACCAUCGCCCACUCCACAUUCGUCCUCUGGACUUUCUCCAGCUCACCUGAUAACCGCAGCUAGCGUUGCUCUUGGCCUACUCCUGCUCCGUUCAGGCUUCUUCAACGUCGUCCUCGUCGUAGCAACAUCUGUCCUCCUGCUUCUCAAUCCUUACGUGCGCACUUUCCUCGAUCUUCCUCCUGGCAAGGAAGAUGGUCAGGGUGGUCUCUUUGGGCUACUGGACCCAGCAGGAUACUUUACCUCCUUCUCUUUCACCAAAAAGUCCAUGGACAACGAGUCGGACGAUGAGGAAGGUGACAAGGAGUCACGCCAACGGCGAGGUCGCGAUUACGAGGAUCGCCAGCUGGCUCCUCUGCCCGCCGAGCUCAAGCAGUCGCUCGAUCAGCUGGCGCCCUUGGUAGUACGAGACUUCGUCAAUGGCUGGUACACCCACCAUUCAUUUGGCUACCCUGUAUUUCCUCGCGCGGUGCGAUCCACCAUCGACCAUAUGGUCGCCUCUGUGUACACUCGCACCAUCACCUCGCGCCUCCACGCCGUCGAUGUCACCACGGAGCUGCUUCUCACCGGAUCGUCCGUCUUCUUGACCUGCCUGCGCAGGAAGAGAAAUGCUAAGGCGGCCGCCGAUGCGGGCGACAGGAUGGCUGCUCAAGCUUUACGCAGAGGUGGAACGGGGCACUGGAACAGCAACGAAGAGAGGAUUGCAUCGCUGCGGUCCGCAAUGAGGGCCUUCUUUGAAAGGCAUUUACCCCCGCAUGAGCGCGAAUCGGACCUCAUCUUCAACCUCAUCACCGAAGUCCUGACCAAACAACUAUGGAAUCUAAUUCUUACUCUGGGCGAGCCCGACUUCCUUAACCGUAAUCUGGUUGCGUGGAAGGAGAGCCAAGUCGCAGUCGCAUCAGCGGCUCCUCCUGGUCGUGCCAGCAUGGACACUCCCUCUACUGGCGCGACCGGGCCUUCUCCUCCUUCGCGACCACUGUCUCGCGCACCAGACAUGCCGCUCUCGCCGACCGCUCUCCCUGACACAGGCUCAGAGAUCCCUCGCCCGCCUUCGACAAUCCAAGGAGAGCGCUCACGGCCGGCCUCGACAGCGCCAGAGAAACAAUCGUCGACCUCUCAGCCCCCACCUCUGCCGCAGCGCAGUGGUACCUUGAACGUCCCCAGCCCAGGUCCUGACCGCAACAUGAUCUCGACUCCGCCUACGCGCUCCGACUCGCCCAUGAUGCCAUCUUUCGUGGCCUCGCAACAGCCGCGCGCUAUCCCCAGGAUGAUGUCGCCCAUGCGUCCUGCCUCGCCGUCUGCACAGACGCCAAUCAGGCAGAACACCACACCGGCAUCGGGUGCGCCGCCGAGGAUGCAGAGUCCUUCUGCGUAUAACGUGCCCUCGCCUUCCGCUCAUCGCGGUAGUGUUGCAGGGUACCCGCAGAGGACUUCCUCCGACUUGCAAGACGGCUUCUCGGCCGUCGUCGGUGGGCUGGGAAGCGCUAUCAAGGGUAUUGGCAAGGGGGCAGAUGCUAUUGCUGGAGGUAUAGGCGAUGCGCUGAUCAGCAAUCAACCUGACGAUGAGCCACCAUCGCGCUCGCCAUACCGUCACAGUAACCCACACAGCGAGGCGUGGCAGCGCGGGUCAGCCGCAGUCAAUGACGCCGCAAGCCGCCCCGAUGUCCUUCAGCCGUCGAACAACGCUGUGCGUCGCAAGCAGCCUCCUUCGGAGCAAAGCAAGGGCCAGAACUCCUCUUCCACAGAUGAAAUGGCCUCUCAGCCCGCCUGGCCAAGCAACCUACCUCACGACUUCAACGGCGUCGCAGAGGGAGACAAUCUUCCAGAGAGCCUCAAGGCUUCCCUCCGCACAGCGUCGCCCUCGCGCAUCUCAAGUCCACCGUCGAUGAUGACUUCGCAGCCUUACAGGCGGUCGCAAGAUCCAAUCAGAUCCAGACCUGAGAGUCCGGCUGUAUCACGCUCUCAGGGAGCGAGUGGUGAAGUAGCAGCCGCGGCAACGCAGCCCAGUCAAGCGCUUGGACUGCCUCCUCGCCCUCCAGCGCCAGCUUCUGGGCCUGAACUGCCACCGCGCCCCAUUGAUACCGAACAUGCCUCCAAGCGCUCUUCGAUACCACCCGCCCCGGCACUGGAUAGCGUCCUCUCGCGCAGCGACUCUGAAGGCCUCUAUGACGCCUUCGAGGCGUUCCUGGAAAACCCCCGGCGUGACAUGCCCAAGAGUGGCGUCUCCAUCGUGCUGGGUGAGGGAGAAGAACUUCUCCGUCUGCACAUCGGUCUUGCUACGAUCGAGCGCUUGGUACCCAAGGGCGCGGGCGAGGAGUCGGAGAUGUUCCGUGAAGACGCGAGCAGUAUCUUGUCCAAGGCGAGAGACGGAUUGAGAAGAGCGCUUGAUUCGGCCCCCGUAACUGCAGUGGAUGUGGCACCUGCGCAAACUGUGGCAAGGUCACUUGAUACGGCCAUCUCGCAGCUCGGCUUUGGGUCGCAAGGCUUUGAUGCAAAGGAGGGGACGGUGAGAGACGCACUAGAGCCCGUGAGGGAGAGGUUGAUGAGUCGCCUUGAGACACUUUAUGCGGCAUUUUGGAGACAACGUAUGGAGAGCAAGAGUACAACUGCGGCACCAAAAUCUGCUGGCACUGGUCUAGCCUACGAGCCAAGACGCAAGGACCCGCACGCGGCAGGCAGCUCUGCUCCGGCAGCAACCGGCACUCCGUUGCGCAGUAAUGCAGGCCUGCCCUCCCAGCCACCAUUGCAACGCACCAGCUUUGAGGCAGGCGGCGGUAUCGGCAGCGCAUCAGCGUCCCCCAUCAUGGCAAAGCGCGCCUCAUUGCAGGCGCCUAAGCCUCGCUCAGCGAUGAUGGAUCAGCUCAUCCGGCUGGGCGACGAUGAUGACGAUGACGACGAGCACGAACACCACGAUGCCGAGUCCACCCUGCUCGGUCCCACUGCUUCAGGGCAGGAAGGUACAGGAGGAGUCCUUGUCACAGUGACAGACAUCUCCUCGAACGUGGAGCGUCCGAGUUCGCAAGUAGACAUAAAGACUUUCGAAUUUAUGUGCGCCGUUGAGCCCUCUCCUGCGGCUAUGGCAGCCGGGUCGAGCGGGACGGCUGGCGGGACCAGUGACCUCUUUGAGUCAUCGGGCGGCUUUGUCCUGGUUCGACGUUGGGCUGAGGUGGUCACCAUGGACCGAGACUUGCGCAAGACUGCGGCGGUCUCACAGGGUGUCAGCCUUCCGCCCCUCCCGACCACAAAGGGGCGUACCAGCUCAACCCUAUCUUCGGACCUCGAGAUGUAUCUGGCGAAGAUCCUCUCCACGCCGGAGCUCGCUUCAACUUCGCCCGUUGCGCAAUUCGCCGAUCGUACGAGGGCGGCAGCUGCAGCUGAGGCGGUGGGUAAGGGUGGCUUCAAUCCAUUCUCGAGUGGGGUUGAGCUCGGACGCAACCUGGGACGCAACUUCGUUGAGGGCGUGGGCGCGGUGGGCAAGGCAGCGAGUACGGGGUUGCAGCAGCAGCUUGUGCAGCCAAUGGGGACAGGAGGGCCGCAACAGGGAGCGCGGAGUGUGGGACCAGCGCCCGCUCCACGAACAGUCAAGGCAGGCGAGAGCGUCAAUCUUCACUCAUCGCGCGAAGCCAACGAAGCUGAUCCAACCUCACGCACACAAUCACCCGUCAAGCAACUGGACAGCGGCGGCACCCACGCUCCUUUGCCUACCGCUCCUCGCGGCCUCUCUCCCCGCGCUCUCGACGCGCUCCUGACCUCCAUGUUCGCCCUAGCAGACGAGGCCCUCUCCCUCACAGGCGCUUGGUCCAUGCGUCGAGGGGUGGUCCGCUUACUACAGUCGGUCAUCCGCCAAUCUUACUCUGCAGCCAUCGUCUCCGCCUUCGAAGGCACCACCUCAGCCUUGAGCGUCAGCUCUGUCUCUGGCUGGAUGGACAAGGCUCGCACGACCUUUUGGAGUCAGGACGAAGCGGCUAAGUGGAUCUACGUCAAGGGAGCACCGAGGACAGCGAGGGAUAGGGUGCAGAGUGAGGAGGCGGCACGCAAGGUUGUGCUGGGCUACGCGCCGGCGCAAGCUGCAUUCGUGCUCGGACCUGGAGGCAAGCAAGCGUGUGAGAGGGGAUUGGAGGCGAUCCAUGGAGUUGUGUGUGAGGAUGAAGGAGCACUCGAUCUGGUGCUGACGCUGGCGCUUAGGCUGAUUCAAAUGGUGUAGGCGCGCAGCGAGGCACGGAGGCUCGCCCAACGGAUUGUCUUCUUCAUACGCACAGCCGGGAGUUUCUGAGCUGGACUCGACUUUGGGCAUACUGCGCAGGGCUGCAGGCUUUGUAUGAUAUCUCAACUGCUGAGCUGCUAUUGCAAUAGGCCGGCGAGACAGUGUGUCUCCCGCCUCAUGGUGGUUCCCCUCCCCCUGCUCCUACUCUUUCUUUCCAUACCUGAUGCUACAUCUAGUGAUGGUGUCCCUCGCCGUGCGUGUCGAGCUUGUAGCCCACCAGGGAACGUCGCCCAAGCAUCUCGCCAAUCGUGAAAAUUCCAUACGCCUCGACAGCGUA